AUGCCCAUGCUCAGGGGAUCUCGCUUCCACGACACCACAACAUGCCAUCUCCUCGUCGCCUUAUCUCAUCGUUUUUUUCUGUGCAGUCACUUGAGCUUCAAGAUGUUCAUUGAGCCUUCGGUAUCUGCUGGGGUUUUCUGCAUUUGGUCCUUCCUGUACAUCCUCUCCAUUCACUACUUUCAUUACGCCAGCCAUCGAGAUCCCACCUCUUACUUUUUCGACCCCUCCCGUGCCUACGAGCGUCGAUACUCAUCUAUCAGAAUUGCGGAGGCAGAGAAGUUUCUCCGAGAUGCUAAUAGCAUCAGUCAACCAACAAGACCGCAAAACUGGACCCCUACGAUAUGUCUUGGAAUAGCGACUGUCGCGCGAAGGGGAGAGCAAUAUGUGGGGUUGACAGUGGCUUCUCUUUUGGCCGGUCUUAGUGAGACAGAUAGAAACAGCAUCUCAUUGCACAUUCUCAUCGGGAACACAGACCCGUCAAAACAUCCAAUUUACACAGAGAGAUGGAUUGGCACGUUGCCGGACCACUUACUGACGUACAAAGAGGGUGAUCCUGAUUUUGAGCGUAUAAAACACUGGGAGGAAGGUGGAUGGUAUCGAAACAAAACGAUUUACAACUAUACCCAUUUGUUAAAAGACUGUUACGACACUGGCGCUAAUUACGUGGCGAUGAUUGAAGAUGAUACCCUAGCGGCCAAGGGCUGGCUCCCAUCCGCUUUGCAGGCUCUCGAUAUUGUGGAAAGCCGGAACACGAAUAAGAAAUGGAUAUACAUGCGACUCUUCUAUGUCGAUUCGCUUCUGGGGUGGAAUUCAGAAGAAUGGCCGGGAUACCUGGCAUGGUCGUUCAUGGUCUGGGCUCUUCUUACGGGAAUGAUGGUCGCCUCGAGAAGAGCGUUCAAAGUCAAAGCGAGGACCAUUCCAACCAACGCUAUCAUGAUCACAUCCUGCAUUUUCAUUCCCGCCGCCAUUGCGCUUCACUUUUUGGCGGGAAGACAGACGGUGUGGCCCUUGUCCCGUGGCGUUCAUGAAAUGAACAAAUGCGGAUGCUGCUCGCAGGGCCUUGUCUUCCCUCGUUCCAUCAUACCCGAGUUCCUUGAGCAGACGGACCUGACGACCGAUUGGCUGGUUGACAUGAGGGUAGAGAAGAUAGCUGACCGUGAGGGCUGGACGCGCUGGGCAGUAGUCCCGUCUUUACUGCAGCAUAUCGGAGCUACUAGUUCCAAAGAAUAUGGGUUUGAUGACUCGGCGAAGACUCUGUGGAAUUUUAGAUUCGAGGACUAUUCCUAUUAG
Molecule: messenger RNA, 1290 nt
Organism: Penicillium olsonii
Lineage: Eukaryota; Fungi; Ascomycota; Eurotiomycetes; Eurotiales; Aspergillaceae
Source: the annotation of a GenBank genome assembly